This is a messenger RNA of Penaeus vannamei (Pacific white shrimp), 1853 nucleotides long. NCBI's taxonomy places the organism in Eukaryota, Metazoa, Arthropoda, Malacostraca, Decapoda, Penaeidae. The record is from RefSeq and is a predicted model, not a curated record.
AAAGAGAACCGAAACACUAUGAUAAAUAGACGAAACUCAAAGAAAGGCAGAAUAAAACAGGUACGCAGGUGGGGACCGCGAGGAGGUCGUGCAUGGAACCAGUCGACGUAAGGGCAGCGAAGGGAAAGGACGUGUGUCGUUUGCUCUCUCUGGUCAGCAAGAUGAAUGCGAGGGGCGUUGUGGUGGCGAUGGCCGUGGCUGCGGCGCUGGUAGCCGUGUGCAGCGGCCAGAUCAACCGGUGUUUCCCCGGCGAGAAGCUCGAGUUCGCCGAAGCGGAGUUUUCCGGUCGCGUCGAGAUCUUCGGGCUGAGCCUCUUCCAGCAGCUGAGCCAGUCCGUGCAGGGGAAUCUCUUCAUUUCCCCGUACAGCAUCUGGAGCGCGCUCACCCUCGCCUACUUCGGGUCCGAGGGCAACACGAGGGAGCAGUUGGAGAGCGCUCUUAAUCUGAAGAGCAAGACCCACACUUACUUCAACUGGGGCGGCCUGCGAUUGUUACUCCUCAGAGCGCCCGAAGGUGAAGGAGUGACCUUCAACAGCCUGAACAGAGCAUACAUGAACGAAAGACUGAACCUGAACCGCUGCGUUUCCAACAUCCUUCCCGACCUUCAGCUAAUGGACUUCAGCCGCCCCAGCGUUGCCGUCGAGACCAUCAACAACGACGUGAGCGUAGCAACAGAGGGCAGGAUCCAGAAUUUCAUCCAGAACCUCCUUCCUAAUACCAACUUUGUGCUCAUCAACGCCGUGUUCUUCAAGGGUCUCUGGCAGUCGCAAUUCGAGGUCGAACAAACCCGCACGCAGGAAUUCCUUAUUCCACCUGGGAGGUCUGGCGGAAAUGUCCAGAUGAUGUCUCAGUCAGGCAGAUUCAAUUACGGUAACGUGCCGUCCCUGGAAGCCAAAAUCUUGGAACUGCCCUACGAGAACUCCAGUGUCUCCAUGUUCAUCCUACUGCCUAAUGACAUCAGCACGGACUCCAUAACCUAUGACACUACGAAUCAGGUUUUCUCCAACCAUAUGGUCUCUUUAGAACCCAUAUGGAUGACCCAACGUGAAUCCAUGAGCCUCGAGAGCUUGGGCAUCGUUGACCUGUUCAUGCCCGGAGUCGCCAACCUGACAGCCUUUGACCGCUUCGCCAGCCUGAAUGUGGACGAAGCCAUCCACCAGGCGACGGUCGAAGUCAAUGAGGAGGGCACGGUCGCCACGGCAGCCACAGGACUGAUCAACACGAGAGUGGGCAUCGGGCACAAGUCGUUCGUGUGCAACCGGCCGUUCGUUUUCCUCAUCUACAACAAGGUUCUCGGAGUAACACUCUUCGCUGGACGGUUCUCCACGCCUACGUAGUGAGGACGAAGACAGGCUACGAAGAUCAGGGAAUGAAGAGAAAAUAUAAACAGCGAGUGAGAAAAGAAGUGACGGCCUUUUUUGGGUGGUGGUUGGAAUGACAUGUCUUGUCAGAAGGAAAUUUAAAUGUGUUACAUGCAGAAAAGAACAUUUUGAAUAACUAGCACACAGAGAGAAAUCAUUUGAGGGUCAAAUUUUCAGACAUUGAACAGAGUAAAGCGAAGUAUUAUAUGCACUAAAGAACAUUCCGAAUACAUAACAUCAUAGAAAGAAACAUCGAAUUACAAAAUUUUAGAUACGUUUAAAAGUGUCAUGUGUGAAAAAUUGAAUUAUGAGGUGAUAUCUGUGCAAAAAUGCAAUAUAUUUGUAUUUGUAAUGUGCUCUUUAUCAUUAAACCCUCUGCCAUAAAGAAAUGCAAGGAAAUAUCAUUUAUACAAUGUGUGGAAUAGGUAAUUUAUGCCUCUGAAUAUUUAUCAGUACUGGAACUUAUGUAAAAUAUAAGUAUUUUUAUUCUCA